This is a messenger RNA of Gambusia affinis (western mosquitofish), 1598 nucleotides long. RefSeq names its product protein SSUH2 homolog. Gene Ontology annotation, molecular function: heat shock protein binding. The coding region runs from base 122 to 1189 and encodes 355 amino acids. Lineage: Eukaryota; Metazoa; Chordata; Actinopteri; Cyprinodontiformes; Poeciliidae. The transcript has 12 exons. The record is from RefSeq and is a predicted model, not a curated record.
GCAAGAGUCUUUAAAUUAGUGAGAGUAACCGCACACUUAUCAUUUUGGGAAACGUUCAGAGAAAAUCCUUGCAAAUUACACAAUACCGAAAGAGAGUAGCAAAGCAUCGAGCAGCAACAAGAUGAACAGCGCAGCUAUAUAUCCGCCUCAACAUGCCCCUGCAGCCAACCCGUUCGCAAGCAUGCCUGGCUAUGAGGGAAUUGGUGCAGGUGGUUUUUUGCCUCCUCCUGUACCUUUACAGCCAGUAGCUCCAGCCCAACCUGGUUCCACUCCUGAAGAAUGGAACAUCCCCGCUCUGUCAGAGGAUGUUGCCCGUGAGGCAUUCAAAGGCUAUGUGCAAUCUCACUGCUGCUACCAAUCAGGCCCAGCUAAUGAGGGUGUUAUCACCAACAUGGAGUCAUUUAACACAUACAGGCUGCGUCUGGAGACAUUUACUGAGUCCAGAUCAACUGAAAUGGCCGAGAAACCUUAUGAAGGGGAAACAGCUGACUUCUAUGCUCAGCCUGCCCCCACACCUUGGGAAGUCCAGACCAAGACCCCUGCGUUCUUCACCAAACACAGAGAGGAGAUCCGGGUGCCAUACACCUCCAAUAUCAAGGAAUGUAAUGCCUGCCAUGCCGAAGGAACAGUGUCCUGCAAAGACUGCGAGGCAAAAGGAUAUAAACGAUGCAAUAAAUGCAAUGGCUCUGGUAAGAAGGAGGAGGAAAACUGCACUGACUGCAAUGGAACAGGAAAGGACAGGUGUUCAAAAUGCAGUGGUGCAGGAAAAAACACGUGUGAAACUUGUAAAGGAAAAAAAAAAUUGCUGACCUUCAUCAAACUCAAGGUGGAGUGGGAUAACAAUGUGGACAACCAUGUGGUGGAGCAAAACUCUGGCCUGAAAGUUGUAGAGUUGAACUCCGUGAAUGGCAAGGAGCUGUACAAGAUGACCCAGAUCAUGGUCUACCCGCUGUAUGGGUUCCCAAAUCCAGCCAUCACUGAGGCCUCUGACCGUCUGAUCAAAGAGCAUCAAUCCAAGUACGCUCAGAAAUCCAGGAUCAUGCAGCAGAGGCAGACUGUUGAGUUGAUCCCCAUUACUAAGGUGAAUUACAAGUGGAAAAAUAGUAUUCACGUCUUCUAUGUUUAUGGAACGGAAAACAAGGUUAGCGCCGACGACUACCCAGAAACCUGCUGCUGCGUCAUCCUGUAGACAAACAUUUUAAUUCAAAUGUAUACUUCAUUUUCUUUCAACAGUAAUCUCCCUUAAUACAUUUUAAAUCUACAGUAUUUUUUUAAAAACUGGUUGUGGUUGAAACGACCAGUGGUUUACAGUAACAUUCAUAACAUUGCAAGAUGUUGGGCAGAAACUGAUGCUUUAUGAUUUAUCUUUAUGUUAUGCUGUUUUACAAUACAAUACAGUUCUAUGCAAAAAAAUAUUGUUAACACCCAGAGGUAAAUCUCUGCCUUUAAAUCUUCUCUUUUUUAAUCUAGUUGCUUGGCCGUCCGCCAUUUUGUUUUUUUAUUAGUUUUACUUGACCUGUGUGUCAAUGAAUUCUAUCCCCAUAUUAUGACUAUUACACUUAUACCUCAUAUAUGUAACAUGGAUGUUUGUUUUUAUA